CAAAAGAAAGGCACGAAUAUUUUCAUUUGUUUUUUUAAUCUCUUAUAUUCUCAUCCACAAAUCGGCGCUCGUUUUCUCUAUGUUGUUCCCCUUCCCGCCGCUCUCUGUGAGCGAAGGACAACGCCGCGGGCGCCAACGGCGGCGAGGGACUUGCCGACGAGGCUGCGCGGCUGGCUGACCGGGCCCGCGAGCUACACGAUGCCGCUGCCACCUUCAUCUCCAGGUCCUCCGCCGACGAGCAAUCCCUCCGCCACCGCGCGCAAGCUAAGAUACUCCGUCGAAACUUCCCUCAAGAACUCCGCCGUCGAUGCGAUGGUAGUUACGAAGGUAGAGGAAGAAUUGAACAGGGCAAGAAGGUAUGCCCUUAAUGAUGAUGAUGCCGCGUCCCUUCUUCCUAGCAAGGCUCAGGGUAGGUUCCUGAAGAUGUUUCUUGGCGCUGUGAAUGUACGCGCGACGAGGAAAGAGGUUCAACUCAAAGUGAAGGAGUACAACAACUAUAA
This is a messenger RNA of Musa acuminata subsp. malaccensis (wild Malaysian banana), 500 nucleotides long. Lineage: Eukaryota; Viridiplantae; Streptophyta; Magnoliopsida; Zingiberales; Musaceae. The record is from RefSeq and is a predicted model, not a curated record.